Sceloporus undulatus (fence lizard) is the source of this 1916-nucleotide messenger RNA. RefSeq names its product coiled-coil domain containing 3 (gene CCDC3). The coding region runs from base 113 to 946 and encodes 277 amino acids. Gene Ontology annotation, cellular component: extracellular region. The record is from RefSeq and is a predicted model, not a curated record. The transcript has 3 exons. NCBI's taxonomy places the organism in Eukaryota, Metazoa, Chordata, Lepidosauria, Squamata, Phrynosomatidae. Gene Ontology annotation, biological process: negative regulation of gene expression.
CUUAGCCUCAGGUUUUGAGCCUCUCUGUGUAUGUGUGUGUAUAUUUUAAAGCAUCUGGGAAACUUUAGCAUCCAGCGUGUAGACUGCUGCAUCCACCUCUCUCCCAUCCAUCAUGCUGCAAAGCCUGCUGCUCUUGAUGCUUGCCCUCCUGUGCCUUGGGAAUCUGCUCCGACCAAGCAUGGGCUGUCAGCUGCCCUCAGACUGGAGACCUCUGAGUGAAAGCUGUCGGGCUGAGCUGGCAGAAAUCAUUGUCUAUGCCAAAGUCUUGGCCCUGCACCAGGACAUGUACAGCAUGUACAACUAUUUGCCCUGGCAGUACGAAGCCACUGAUGGAGGGCUCUUCUACUCUGCUGAGAUUGAGAUGCUGUGCGAUCAGGCCUGGGGGAGCAUGCUGGAAGUCCCUGCAGGGUCCAGGAUGAAUUUGACAGGGCUGGGGUAUUUCUCCUGCCACUCUCACACUGUCAUGCAAGAUUACUCCUACUUCUUCUUCCUCAGAAUGGAUGAGAAUUACAACCUCCUUCCACAUGGAGUAAAUUUCCAGGAUGCCAUCUUUCCAGAUACCCAGGAAAACAGACGGAUGUUUUCCAGUCUUUUCCAGUUUUCCAACUGCACUCAAGGGCAACAUGCCAUAAGCUUCUCCAGUGACUGGGAGAUUCAAGAGGAUAACAGACUCAUGUGCUCUUCAGUCCAGAAGGCCUUGUUUGAUGAGGAAGACCAUGUGAAGAAGCUUCAGCAAAAGGUUGCAACCCUGGAAAAGCGCAACAAGCAGCUGCGAGACCGAGUAAAGAAAGUCAAGAGGUCACUAAGGCAAGCCAGGAAGAAUACCCGGCACAUAGAGCUGAUCAACCGAAAGCUUAGUGAGAAGCUGUCCUCCGUCGGAAGCCAGGGGCCACACAUCAACUCCUUCAAGCAAGCCAACUCUCAUGCCAUGUAUCUUAAAGUAUAAUGCCAAGUUGGAAUUUGGCAGACAAAGUUAUGCUGGUGACUUUGUGGUCUACGCUUUUCCUCCUUAUUUCAUUUUGCAGAAAGAGGCAUGAUAAGUUCAAGUCCCUUUUGACUGUUUGGAUAUAAAUUGGAUAUAUAGACUGCAUUUAAGUUCAGCAUAAACACGUAUGGGGAAGGCCCAAAUUUGUGUCCUGGUGACAAUGUUGACAAGGAUAAACUACCUUCACAUAGCCACCUCUCUCUUUUUUAAAAUGUCAGUUUGAGACAAAUUUGGAUUGGGUUUUGGGAGCAGAUAUGAAGGCUGUUUUAAUCUGAGUCCUGAGAUUGAUAUCAAAGGGCCCAAAAGUACAGCAUAGUUCUCAGCAAGUAUCUGAUACUGAGCAUGUUUGUUCCUGAUUAGUGCCUGAAUGGAAGACCACCAAAGAGUAAGCCAGUCUGAACUUCUCAAGGCAGGGAUGGGUUUGACAGUGUAAAGAAGAUUGUAUUCUGACCAUACUGACAGCUGUCUCAGUGUAAAUACAGCGAUUUCAAAAAGACAUGGAACUGGGCCAUGUUCAAAUCUGUUUUCCAACCAAAGAUGCCAAGGCUCCAAAAUGUUUUGCUUUGCUUCCCCAUCCCCCAGGGAUUCCAAUGCAGAAUUAAAAUGCAAACUCUCAAAGUUACUUCAAUAUUUCCAAAAUGCAAUCCACCUAUAUUUAAAUAUGCAUUUACUUAGGUGGACAAUCGGAGUCUCCUAAACAGAUCACCCACCCUUCUGUCUUAGCUCUGUAUCAUUACCCUUCAGUCUAAAAUUUCAAACUGAUUAUGAUGCUGGUAGCAGUUGCAAUUGUAAAAGCUACCCAUGUCUUCCAGCCACUUCAGCAGUCAGCCAUUUUCAUUUUCAUUAAAAAGUGUAUGCACCAUAAGUAGGUAAAGACCUCUCUUUUGAGAGCUUGGAAACAUUACCAUUUGGGUUACCAAUUCAUACAAUC